Mustela erminea (ermine) is the source of this 1161-nucleotide messenger RNA. RefSeq names its product translation initiation factor IF-2-like. The record is from RefSeq and is a predicted model, not a curated record. Lineage: Eukaryota; Metazoa; Chordata; Mammalia; Carnivora; Mustelidae.
AUGAACCCACUUGGCCAAAUCCCUUCCCAUGGGUACCGAGAGACCAGGGCCUUCAUACCAGGAGAGAGCAGGCUUGUCAGAACCAAGUCCAGUCCCAGGCGAGGCCAAGGGAGGGGUCAGGCCACCCCGCCUCGACGCCGAUUGCGUCCGCGGCCAACCCGCGGGGCGCGGAAACCCAGACGCUGCCGGCCCGUGACUGAGGAGGCCCCCCCAGUCCCGCCGGGCGCCGCCACUGGCCUCCAAGGCCGACACCCGACACCGCCCUCUCCCCAUCCCUUCCCCCCCGCCAGAGCCACCGGAGGCGGACCGGACCCUUCUCCCUUCCCAAGCACCCCGGAGCUCGCUGUUACCCACAACCGCGUCCCUCCCCGCACCCGCGAACCCAGGCCCCUCUGGCCACAGAAGGCGAGGGGGCUGCAGCGGGAAGCGGGGCACGGACAGGCAGGGCGCGCGAAGUCGGGGCGGGGGGGGAGAGCACGGGCAGGGAAGGCGAGGAGCCGAACCCGGGCCCGAGGCCUGGGCGGGGAGCCGGAUGGGAGAGACACGGAGCGGGGAACAGCAGGGUCAGAGCAGAUGCCCAACGGAUGGAGAGAGAACCAUCCAGGGCGGGCGGCGGGAGGUGGCGGCCGGCGGGCGCCCCGCGUGAGCCCAGGCUCUGAGGCCCCCGGGGGUGGGGGGCGGGCCGAACCACCCUGGAAGGCGCCACCGGGCGGGUCGCCGCGCUGCGCGUCCCUAGAUGCGCUGAGUCAAUAUAAUGAACCAGUGUGGGGCUGCGGGCUGAAGGCGAUGCUGUCAGCUCCUGGAUCGCAGGUGUCCUGCCGCCGCAACUGCGAGUCCAUCGUGGACACGGUCACCCCCUGUGUGCUGCAGAAGCGGUUCGUCACCGGGCUGCGGCCCUCGGCACCUAGGAAUGUCCAUGAUGUCUCCACAGCGGAGCGGUUCUUACAGUUCCACCAUGGGCUGCUACCCGGUGCAGAGGAGGAGGGGUCUGGCCACAAGUCAGGCCGCGUGGCCCCCGAGGUCCCCCAAAAAAGUCAGCCAAAAGAGCCCCUUGUGUCCUGCCGGAGUGCCUGCACUUGGCCAGAAGAACCAGCCGGAAAAGGAUGCCGAUACCACCACCAGGCAGAAAACAACGCAGAGGAACUGCUCAUCCCCAGCUGA